GGAGAACUUGUCCCCUUUUUUCUUAGUUUGCGCAUUCACCAUCAUCCCCUCCAACUACGGGCUUCCAUCUCGACCAUACGCCACGGCCAGCAGUCAAGUGAGUGCAUGUUGUGACUUUUUUGCGACUACCACGAGAUUCACAAGAGUCCCAUCCUUCGACUCUGCUGCCUUGGCCUGGAUGAGCAAGUACCUUACCUUAAACGUAGCACAGUCGCGCCGUCGCACCAUCCUUCCUCGGCCGCCGUUCAUUGCCAAUUGGAGCGCCUGAGACAUCGGAGAAAAAAAGAAAGAAGCCUUCCCCUAGAACGACACAGCCCAGUUGGUCGACCAAUUCUAUUCGCGCAUUCUAUAAACGGAAUAAGAAACCAUCAAUCGCCCGAAAUUUGUGACGGUCCAAGACGGGCAGGCAAACGUCGAGCCCGGAAAGCUGCGCAAACCUGCAGUCCACUCACUGACUGACUGUGGUUCUCUUUCCCCCUCCUCUUCUCCGGGUCCCGUCCGAUCGUUCCUCUUUCUCGACUUCUCCCGUCUGCCGUACCCCGUUGCUCCACGACAUCGAACCGGCACAUCACCCCGAACCGUACUACAUGACACUGCCAACCUGUUGAUGCAAGGCGGCCUUCCGUCCUCUUGACUUACUGUCUCGAACCGCUCAUUUGACCUUUACCCCCCCGGACGCCGACGACAUAUUCCUGAGCAGGCAUCAUCCUGACACAACCGUCACUUUGCGACGGCCUGUCGUUUCGAAACCGAGACAUUUGAGAAACACGGCGAGCAUAUCGUUGGCUCGUCACCUUGUUGUCGACGUCGGUACCGUGUUGUAUGGUCAUCCCACCGACGGCGCCGUUUGUCCAGCAGGCCGCCCACUAUGGAGUCCGCCAUAGACAUUCGUUCCCAUGACCGCCCCAUCCGCCCCCUUUCCAGCUUGCGACCUGCUUCCAGGGAAAGCAUAAGCGCUAGUUCGACACGUACCCGAACCAGCAACCCCAAUGGCAAUCACCAGACACAUGCGCAACUACCCCAGGACCGCCCCCGAUCCUCCCGUCCGCCGAGCUCCUCCAAGCAACAUAAAGUCUCCUUCUCCCGCGAUAGCGUUGACAUCCUGGCCUUGCCCCCCAUGUCAGAGUAUUUGCAAGAACGGAUCGAACGAACACGAAAGAUGGAGGCCGACCGAGCGUGCGGGAAACAGCCCAUUGAGAGACCCAAGACUUCCGUUGGCUUUACCAGUCCGAUUGCCUCGCCAGCCAGACCAACAACGGGUACCAAGAGUCGACUUCCCACCAUCGCCUCGGAAAUCAGUGCCAAGAAAACCGAACAACAAGCGCCGUGUAUGAAGGAUGCCCAAGAUCUCAUGUCCAAGCUACACAAACAAAACUUUGACCUCAAACUGGAACUCUUUCAUCGGCGCGAGAAGCAGACGGCUCUGGAGGAGCUAAUUGAGAAGCUGGAACUGGAGAAAGACCAGUUGAGGAGGGAGCAAAGGGAGACACAGGACCUCAAUGACGUCUUGUUGGAAGAGCUGGAGAAGAAGGACAAGGCAGUUGAGGAAGCUGUGGCCAUGAUCGUUACUCUUGAGUCACGAAUUGAGAAUCUGCUCAAGGAACGGGAAAUGGUCCGGCAGGUGGAGGCGGAAGGACUCUACAAGUCGCACCACGACGCCUCUGAUUCCGUCCCUUCACGUAACGAAACACCAGAUACCCUCAGGGGCGGCGAGCAAAAGGCCCUUCAUCGCAUGCCGAGUUUCCUUGCGGAGCCAACCGAGGACACCGAAAACCUUCGAAACGUCUACCUCGAAACGCGAGCUAGCGGACUGGGCCUGGGUCGGUUGUCGGAGGAGGAGUCGCCAGAAACAAAUCGGAGCGAGUUGAUCAAGGUUGGUAGCCCAGCAUUAAGUCUUCUCAGCGAGAGUUCCUUCUUGAGCAUCUACGGCCAGAACGAGGCCAGCUCUUCGCUCCGUUCGCAGAGACCACCGCACGUGGAUGGCGCUGAAGAGCACCUGAGUUCCAUGCCAAACCGAAACUCGCUAAUGCCCGAGGCUACCCUUACAAAGUCCAGCCGUCGCCCGCUAUCACCGAUAGCAACAAACAGGUCAAGCUCAUUCCGCAAGAGCCAGCUUGGUCUUGGCAUUGACAAGGCAGCUGAUCAAGUGUUAGAUGAACCCAGGACUGCCUCCUUGGUAGACAAGUCCGGUUCAAGGCACAAGCUCGACCAGGAGACAGGCGCAGCAUCGGUCAAGUCACAAGCAGACUCUACCUCCCGAGGAACAAACAGGACCUCUACACAAAAGGUAUAUACGCAUGGGUCUUCGGUAACGGACUUCCCUCGCGUGCAUAGUGGUCUUCCACCCACCCCCGACACCAUCUCAACUUCGACCCUGCGUGUCCUUCAAAUAUCAGAUGACUCACUAUCAAAGAGACAAAGUUCGGGCAACGGGCCGGCCAAUAUCUCUUCUUCGGGCGAGACGGCCUCGGUGCACUCGGAAGGUGAGGAUGAGGAUCACCUUCAUAUGUCGCGCCGACAACAGAGCCAGCCGGCGUCCAUCACGGCUUUCAACAGUCUCCGAGGACUCGAGAGCGAAGGAGCGAUGUUGGAUAUUUGUUACACGACGUCGGAGUCGGAACGGCCGCCUUCUGCUAGUAAUGCUCGACGAUCAGAAGAGCAUGGAGGCCGCAAGAGCUGGUCGAGUGAGGAGGAGGAGUAUGAUGUCGUGGCGGAUGGAAGGACGAAAUCUUUUGCUUCGAGUAUCGAUUUGUGGUUGAGGGAGAGCCAAAAGCCGAACAAAAUAGUACCACCACUGGAUCCGCUGAGCUCCGUGUCCCAGGUCGGCGGUCGCGAAACGGAUCAUGGCCGAGUGUCGCCAGACUUGUUUUCUUUCCCCACCGGAUCACAAGGUUGGAUGUCAGAUGCGAUUUACGGAAAGCUCGACGGAACGGGGUACAAGUGUGCAGGCGGCGUACGAGUAGCUAGUGGGAGCUCGAAUGCCGAUUCCGCAUUUGGCGGUCGAAGCUACAUGGGCGACUUACUUCCCACACCAAUCUUUGGCUCUGGUUUAGCAGGACUGCACGAGGUUAGGAAUAUGGCGCCGCCGCCGCCGGAACGCGGGUCAAGCCUCAGGGCAACAAUGGGCCACCUUACCCCGGGCUUGGAUGGGUCACUGUCAGGCUCAGCUAGCAGUUUGCCGGCCUCACCCACCAUUCGGCAGUUCCAGACUCCCUUGAGGAAUCCCCAAGGAAGGAAGAGCAACAGGGACUCUCCGCGAACGACCAUGACGACAAUUCGCAGCAAUAGCAUUGGCCAACGAAGUGAAAUCGACCCAUCGUCAGACUUGUCCUUCGAUAUUGAUCACCGAGCAGCCACUGUCCCACCCAAAACGCUCUUCAACCCCCCACCUAAAGAGGGAAAGGAAAAGUCCUCCAAGCGGCAUUACCCCCCCACGGCCUCACACCCUGCUCGGUCAAAGCUCAACAGUCUAUUUAGAAGAUCGACCGGCUCGGUUGAACCCUCCUCUUCCCAAGCCCACAGCUCCAACCCCGCCCCCUCUUUCGUCUCUGCGUCGUUCUCUCUUUCGUCGAGGGACCGUCCGUCUGAUUUUGGUCACUCUUCGUGGGGCAGACGUAAUUCCGAAAUGGCCGUCGACGAUGACCAUACUGGCGCUACACCUCCUCCCAUAAAGCGGAUCAGACCGACGAAGAAGAAUGAAGCAGCUGCUGAUAGAGCUGAUGAUGAAGCGGGAGGAGUCCCACUUUAUCAAUCUUCCUUUGGGGACUAUAUGGAUGGAAGACACUCGGCGGAGCCGCCUCAGAGGCCGGUUACCAGUGGUGGCGAUGGAGAAGGCGGCAGUCUCCUGUCGAGCAUCCAGAAUUCCUUUUCAAAGUCGCUUGGGUCUGGUGAUGGGCCGCCGCAGAGUCAGGGUGGGCGGAGAGAGAGUGCGGUUGGCGGGAAGAGGAGGUGGUUCGCAAACCUCGGUAGGGUCGGGAGUAUGAGGAAGGGUGGGAAUUAAGUUGCGUGGAGAAUGCUGCCAUUCCAAAAAAUGAGACGGGGAGGGGGGAGUGUCAACGCUCGGUGCAUCUGCUUCACAUUAUCUCAUCUUUAACCCACCAUCUGCAGUUGUAUAGACAGACAAGACGAAGUCGGGCUCAGGCCUAGUACGUACACUCAAGUGGGCUUUUUCACAUACUACUCACCCCCUUUUCACCUUUUUACUACUUCUACUCUUCACAUUAUCUUCAUUGGGUCGCAGCGCAUUUUUAUCUUCCAGACUUUUAUCUUUUUUAUCUUCUUUUUCUUUCCGCAUUCACAGUGCGACCGACGUUUACAUAUCCCAUCUUUAAUCACUUCUUCUUACAUAUACAUGUUGUAUUUUUUUUUUACCAUUUCUCUUUCUUUUCUUUUUCUGGCCUCGGUCCUCACUUAGGUCAUUAUCGUUGUUAUACUUUCCUACUGGAACUACUGAAAAGAAAGACAAGAAAAAGGAUUUCAUAUUUGUUUUUGGGUUGAGGCACGGUCGGGGUACGAUGUUGUUAUGAGUUUAUGUUACGAUAACUUUUGAUUCUUUUUUGGUAUCUUUUCUUAACUGCUGGGUCGGUGAUCAAGAAUUGGGGGGUAUGGAAGAAAGGAUUGGAGAAAGAAAGUCAGUAGUCGGUGAGGGGAUUAGAAGGAGAGGGAGAGGGAGAGGGAGAGGGAG
Molecule: messenger RNA, 4684 nt
Organism: Neurospora crassa OR74A
Lineage: Eukaryota; Fungi; Ascomycota; Sordariomycetes; Sordariales; Sordariaceae
Exons: 1
Coding region: 869-4000 (1043 amino acids)
Source: RefSeq, a predicted model, not a curated record